Cutaneotrichosporon cavernicola is the source of this 1911-nucleotide messenger RNA. RefSeq lists its product as uncharacterized. NCBI's taxonomy places the organism in Eukaryota, Fungi, Basidiomycota, Tremellomycetes, Trichosporonales, Trichosporonaceae. The record is from RefSeq and is a predicted model, not a curated record. Gene Ontology annotation, cellular component: cytoplasm. The coding region runs from base 1 to 1911 and encodes 636 amino acids. The transcript has 2 exons.
AUGUCUAUCACCAUCCAAACACCCCCGCCAACGGCGCCGGUGCACUCCCACCUCGCCCUCAUCAUCGGGCAGAUCAGCCCUCCACCACCGUACGGCUCGUCCGUGACGGUAACGGCCGUGCCCCACCCGCCCGUCCGGUUCCCCGUCCACCCAAACGGCCGCUUCAAGGCUCUGGCGCCGCUCACGCCGGGCGAGAACGGGGUGAAUAUCGAGUGCGGAUCAACCUCAACCAUACAUCCCGUCUUCUAUCAGCCGCUGCAGACGCGGCCGAUUAGCCUCAUCAUUGUCGCGGCCCGCAACUCGCCAGUAUGCUUCGACGACGUGGGUCCCUCCAACUUUGACAUGGCGGCGCGGCGCCUCCGUAUGGCCGCGUAUCUUUGGCAAGCGUAUACCGCCGAGCAGAUGAUGCGCGCCGGCUUCGGCGCGCGCACGUUCCAGUUCGAGACUGAGUGGGGAGUGGAUACUGUCUCCCAGGCCGGUGUACAGGCCCAGAUCCCCAAAGUCACCCUCGUGCGUAGCAACCACUCCUUGGCCGACAUUCGAGAUGAGAACCGCGCGCAGCAGGGUAGCGGGAGCGGCAAGCAGGACCUGUACGGCAUGAUGCGGGAGGCAGUGGAGAACGCGCCCGAGUUCCGCGAGCGCAAGGACCUCCAGGCUGCCGUGCUUAUCAUGGACGCGACCCACGAUCGUAACGGCCUGAUCGUGGGACAUGCUGCACUCGGCGGCUCAGGAGGCCCGUUCCCGCUCGCCAUCUUCGGUAGUCACACGUGCUUCUCGUGGCCUGAGACGCUCGACCAGGUAGUACCCGCCUUCCUGAACCGCCAAGCCGUCGACACGCGCUCGUGCGGCAUCGACGCGGAGGGCAAGGACUAUGGGAUGGCGGCACAAGUCGGCAUCGGCGCGAUGAUGCACGAGGUCGGCCACAUGCUGACGUGUCCACACCAGUCCUACGGCGUCAUGCUGCGCGACUACACGCGCCUCGCCGACAGCUUCAUCGCGCUGCAAGCCGACGACAAGAACGAAUGCAAAUGGCAUCGUCUCGACACCCUGCGUUUCAUCUCCCAUCCGUCUUUCGCCUUCCCGACGGACAAGCCGCUGCCUCAAACCAAGGGCCCGAUCCUCGUAACGGCGGCAACCGACGGGCUGCAGAUCUACACUCCAUCCAGCGAGUUGCUCGCCAUCGAAUACCGCCAACCCGGCAAAGAGACGGCGGACCAAUUCAUCGACCUCUUCGGCAAAGGUCGUAACACGUACAGCAUUCCGCGGAACGAGCUGAACCACUUUGACCGCAUCACUGUCCUCGCCAGUGACGGGGGAAAGCUCGACGACUUUGGGCUCAAGAAUAUCUGGCCGUCACGGCACGGCGUACUGCGUUCCCCGCCGUUUGGCAGCGAAAGUGGGAGUCCGCAGGCGAUUGGCGUGCCGCCCAACCUGCGGCAUAUUCGGGUGUACUGCGGCGCGGCACUCGACGGGAUCGAGCUCGACGGGGCGUUAUUCGGCAAGCGUGGGGGGUCGCCUAAGGACUGGCCUCUGCACCCAGGGGAGACUGUUAUGGGCAUCAAUGUGCGCCAUGGAGCGUGGAUGGACGGUAUCCAGUUCGUCACGACGCAGCGGACGUCUCCUUGGUUUGGGUCACAGGGCGGCGGGCCGGGUGAGGCGCGCGUCCCCGCGGGGUAUCGGCUGAGCGGAGUUUAUGGCCAUGUUGGGCAGUGGUGCCAGGGUAUGGGGUUCGAGUUUGAGCCGAUCGGCGCCGAGCAUGCGCCACCUCCGCCGAGGCCGAUGAGCGGACAACAGACUAGUCAGCAGGGUAAACUACAGUCAAGUCUGCAGGACCAGUGGCAUGCCAGUGCUCCGGUACGCCAGGGUAUCGAGUCCAAGGUUAAGAGCAAGUUCAAGAGCUUCUUUGGAUAG